AGCGGUGGGUACCUGAACACAUCAGGUGAUUGCAAAUGGCUCCUGAGUGAGACUGUGUGUGGGGUAAUGCAAUGGGAAUCUUUGCCGUGAGGUCGCCUGACUCUGUCCCCUCUUCCCACAGUGGGCUGACCCGAGAAGCACACAGCAAGGAGGUGGAGCAGGUCUACCUGCGCUGCUCGGCAGGCUCCGUGGAGUGGAUGUACCCAACUGGGGCGCUCAUCGUUAACCUGCGGCCCAACACCUUCUCACCUGCCAGGAACCUCACUGUGUGCAUCAAGCCUUUCAGGGACUCCUCUGGGGCCAAUAUUUAUUUGGAAAAAACUGGAGAACUGAGACUGUUGGUACGGGACAUUGGUGGUGAACCUGGCCAGGUGCAAUGCUUCAACCUAGAACAGGGUGGCCUCUUUGUGGAGGCAACACCCCAACAGGACAUCAGCAGGAGGACCACAGGCUUCCAGUAUGAGCUGAUGAGUGGGCAGAGGGGACUGGACCUGCGUGUACUGUCUGCCCCGUGUCGGCCAUGCAGUGACACUGAGGUUCUCCUUGCCAUCUGUACCAGUGACUUUGUUGUCCAAGGCUUCAUCCAGGAUGUCACCCAUGUGCCAGAGCAGCAAGCUUCCGUCAUCUCCCUGCGGGUGAGCAGGCUCCACCGGCAGAAGAGCAGGGUCUUCCAGCCAGCUCCCGAGGGCAGUGGCCACUGGCUGGGUCGUGUCACAACGCUGCUGGAGUGUGGUGUACGGCCAGGGCAUGGAGAAUUCCUCUUCACCGGACAUGUGCACUUUGGGGAGGCACAGCUUGGGUGUGCCCCACGCUUUAGUGACUUUCAAAGGAUGUACAGGGAUGCAGAGGAGAGGGGCAUAAACCCAUGUGAGAUCAAGAUGGAGUGACCUACAGGGUGAAAUGGUACUGUUCUUCAAAUGAGCCACAGUUUGUGUCCUCAGUCACUCUAUCAGAUCCCGAUAGAGUCUGCAGGGUGGUGGCAUGGGCCCAGCCUGGUGCUCAAACUGGGGAGGUACAUGCUGCUCUGACCUGUUGGGUCUCAGUCAAGGAUGCCCUGACCCAUUGGAAAUGCUGUAAACUUCAAACUAAGUUAUUAUAUUUUUUGUAAAAAAGAAAUGUACAUAGCAAACAA
This is a messenger RNA of Myodes glareolus (Bank vole), 1132 nucleotides long. The record is from RefSeq and is a predicted model, not a curated record. NCBI's taxonomy places the organism in Eukaryota, Metazoa, Chordata, Mammalia, Rodentia, Cricetidae.